AUGCCGUCCGUCUCAUUCGCCUCGGAGCCGCCCCACGCGCGGGACUCCGAGGCUGAGGCGGAGUCCGGAGCCGGGCACGGAUCUGGGUCCGGAGGACACUUGGUCGACGAGUCGACCAGCCUCCGGAUGCCUACGACGAUGCCGCAGUUGGCGCGCGGCUUCUCGCUGGUUCCCGAGCGCCUCGGCAAGGGCAGCUCGUACCAGCGACAGGGCAACAAGGGCAUGUUUGGCUGCGAGGCUGCUAUGCGCUUCCUCGCCUACAUGGCGGCCAUUCUGACCAUGCCCUUUUCUCUGGUCGUCUGCCUCAAAGUGAUCGCCCAAUACGAGCGGGCCGUCGUCUUCCGCCUCGGCCGUCUCAUCUCCGAAAUCCCCAAGGGCCCGGGCCUCGUCUUCAUUCUGCCCUGCCUCGACUCCGUCAAAACGGUCGAUCUACGCACCUUCACUUUCAACGUGCCUACACAAGAGGUGCUUACCAAAGACUCCGUUACCGUGGCCGUCGAUGCUGUCGUCUAUUAUCGCAUCUUCGAUCCCGUCAUGUCGGUGGUGAAUGUGGAGGACGCCAAUCGGUCGACCCGCCUCUUGGCCCAGACGACUCUGCGCAACGUCCUCGGCACCGUCGACCUCUACCAACUGUUGACGGCGCGAGAACAAAUCGCCCAUCUGAUGCAAGACUGCCUGGACACAGCCACGGAGACCUGGGGCGUCAAAGUGGAGCGUGUCGACAUCAAAGACGUUCGUCUGCCCAUCCAGUUGCAGCGAGCCAUGGCGGCCGAGGCCGAGGCGGCCCGAGAGGCCAAGGCCAAAGUUAUUGCGGCCGAGGGGGAACAACGCGCCUCGGUGGCUCUCAAGGCGGCGGCCAUCGAGAUCGGCGAGUGUCCAAUCGCUUUGCAACUGCGCUACCUACAGACCCUGAGCAGUAUCUCAGACGAGAAGAACUCCACUAUCAUCUUCCCUCUGCCCAUCGACUUGCUCAGUCUUUUCCACCAGAACAUGACGCAGGCCUCCGUCGGACCGCCCACUCCCUGUGAACUCGCCAGCAGCAGCACCGACAGCAGCCAGUUCACGCCGCCACCAGACCAUCACAUACGACGAACUCACAGUCCCGCGCUCCACUCGAGCCAAGCCCGGCACCGCAACUCGCCGCCACCGCCGCCGCCACCGCCACCGCCACCGCCACCGCCUCACAGAGAGCCCACUCAGUCUGUCAACCGGCACAGAGCCUACCUCUCCGAGGAGGGGAUGGAGCAGAUCGACGACGGCCUGAUCUGA
Molecule: messenger RNA, 1269 nt
Organism: Protopolystoma xenopodis
Lineage: Eukaryota; Metazoa; Platyhelminthes; Monogenea; Polystomatidea; Polystomatidae
Source: the annotation of a GenBank genome assembly